AUGAGAUUAAAAACUGUUCAACCUUUGGAAUCAACUUUUGGUACAAAAUUAAAAAAUGGUAGUUGGAACGGUUUAAUUGGAAAAGUUCAACGAAAGGAAGUCGAUAUUGGUUUACCAUAUACGUACAUUGGAUAUGACAGAUUUCAAGUAAUUGACUACCUAGUUCCUGUACUUUCAUCAAAUCUGCUGUUUGUUGUUUCUCCUUCAGAAAAAGCUUCAAAACUUACAACAGUAAUAAAACCAUUUUCUGUUAAUGUGUGGAUUUCGAUUCUUUCGUCAAUUUUGAUGAUAGGAAUUGCAAUUUAUAUUCAAGAAAAUAAAAGAAUAUGGACUAUAGAUAGAAUUUUCUGGAUCCUCAUUCAAAUAUUGACAGAACGAGGAGCAAAUAUAACUGCAUUCAAAAAACUUUCUACCAAGAUUAUAAUAGCAGCAUGGCUGUCUUCUGUAUCGGUUUUGUCGUGUGCAUACGCAGCAGUUUUAUUUUCAUUCUUGACAUGUCCGAUUUACGAAACAAUACCAAGAACUUUCGAAGAAUUAUCAAUAGCUGUGCAGAAAAAAGAAUAUACUUGCGGAACUUUAACUAAUUCUGCUAUGGAAAUCUUUCUUCUGAAUACGAAGAAAAAUAGUGCCGAGUUCCAAGUAUUAGCCGAUUACAUUAAAAUGCAUCCUGAAAAUAGCUACGAUACUGUCGAACAAGGGAUGAAACGUGUAUUAAGUAAAAAGUACGCUUAUAUUAGUUCAUUUAUUAUGGCAGAUUAUGCAAGCAAAUUAAUUGGAGAACACAACUUCAUAUUUUCUAUUGAUCGUAAGUUUCCUCAUUACUUUGGAUUCCCCUUAAGGAAAGGAUUUAUAUUUAAAAAUGAAUUCAACAAAAUCGCCAUUACAAUAUUGUUCGGAAAAAAGCAUUUUCCACGACAUUCGUUGUUGAAUGAUGCUUUGUGUUGCGUGGAUCUUGCUAUUCUGGCAACAAUUCAGAACUGUAUUAUUUAUAAGGCUGAUUUUCGUGAAUUAGGGUUUCAAUACAGUCCAUAG
Messenger RNA from Centruroides sculpturatus (bark scorpion), 1032 nucleotides. Its product is annotated as glutamate receptor U1-like. NCBI's taxonomy places the organism in Eukaryota, Metazoa, Arthropoda, Arachnida, Scorpiones, Buthidae. The record is from RefSeq and is a predicted model, not a curated record. The transcript has 7 exons. Bases 1 to 1032 code for a protein of 343 amino acids.